Messenger RNA from Paralichthys olivaceus (Japanese flounder), 2025 nucleotides. RefSeq names its product E3 ubiquitin-protein ligase TRIM65-like. Gene Ontology annotation, molecular function: protein binding. The record is from RefSeq and is a predicted model, not a curated record. NCBI's taxonomy places the organism in Eukaryota, Metazoa, Chordata, Actinopteri, Pleuronectiformes, Paralichthyidae.
GCUUCCGCCUGUGUCUGUCUCCAGACAGUCUCUGACUCUCAGUCACAAAUUACACUUAUAUAUAUUUAAUUUAUGUUAUAAAUAAAUGUUUUAAUAUAACGUAAAGGAGGACGGACUCUUCUGCUCAGCUUCCGCUUCCACAGCUCAGGCUCCUCUCAGCAUGAACCCCGACAGCUUCACCUGCUCCAUCUGUCUGGAACUGCUCAGAGAUCCAGUCACCGUCCCGUGUGGCCACAGCUACUGCAUGAGCUGCCUGACGAGCCACUGGGACCGUCAGUCCGUGUACAGCUGUCCACAAUGCAGAGCCUCGUUCAGUCCCAGACCCAAGCUGGGCAGGAACACGCUGCUCGUGGAGAUGCUGCAGAAACUCAGCUCCGUCCAGCUGAGCCCAAUCCCCUCGGCUCCUCCUCUGUACGAGAGCCAAGGCUUCGAGCACCCCACCUUCGAUGUGUCUUCAGUUCGUCCUGAGAGGACUGACGGAGAGAAGCUUGUGGGAAACACACGGAGACGUCUCGCGGCACAAAUCCAAGAGAGGGAGGUGGAGCUUCAGCAGCUGAAACAAAGUCAGCUUUCAUUGUCUCGUCGGGCCAAAGCUGCAGUGAAGGACAGCAGCAAGAUCUUCUCCGAGCUGCUGGAGUUCGUGGAGCGUCGCCGCGUUGAGAUGAAGGAGCUGAUCCGAGCUCAGGAGAAGGCUGAAGUGGCUCGUGCGGAGAACCAGGUGCAGCGUCUGGAGCAGCAGAUCUCAGAGAUGAGGAGGAGAGACGCUGAGCUGGAGAGACUUUCACGCAGUCACGACCGACAGCUGAUCUCACAGCAGAUGUGUCAGUCUGACCUCAGUCCAGAUGUUGCAGGAGCAAACAUCAAUCUGACGGUCUGUCCGCAUGUUUCCUUCGGGCCUGUGAGACGAGCCAUCUCCGACCUGAAAGACCAGCUGCUGAGUCUGUAUCACAGAGAAUUCCCAAGUAUCACCUCUGCAGUGAAAUCUGUGAACAUCCUGCAGAUGAAAAAGGUCGACGAAGCAGCAGAAUCUUGUAAAUCUCCAGUCGGCCCCGCUCUGAACAACAGAAGUGAACUCCUUCAAUAUUUCUGUUCUCUGUCUUUGGACCUGUUCACGGCUCACAGGGAGCUCUCUCUGACCGAAGGGAACCGUGUGGUCCGUCGAACCGGAGAACUUCAGUCGUACCCGGAUCACCCCGAUCGCUUCGACACCUGGUGCCAGGUGUUGUGCCGUGAAGGGCUGCGGGGCCGCAGCUACUGGGAGGCGGAGUGGGACGGAAGAGAGGUGGUGCUGGGGCUCACGUACGAGGACAUUGAAAGAAAGGGAUCAUCUGACAACUGCAGACUGGGACACAACUUCCUCUCAUGGGGUCUUUGCUGCGGCUCCUCCUCCUUCACCUUCUGCCAUGGAAAAGAGAAGCAGGCGUUGGCGGUUGCUUCCGGCUCGCUGCCCCGCAGAGUCGGGGUGUUUCUGGACCACGACGCCGGACUGAUCUGCUUCUACACGGUGACGCCCGGAGGAGUCGUCCUCCUGCACAGAGUGAACACCAAGUUCGACCUGCCCCUCUACCCUGCGGCGUGGCUGGGAUCCCAGUCUACCAUCACCCUCUGCACUGUGGACUGAAACUGUCACUUUAUUAACACUUGAUGCCGCACUGACUGACAGCUGAGCCAUGUCGGACCAUCACAGAUGUUUUCUGAACAAUCCACAGACCUCAAUAUAUAUACAUCAGGGUUCAUGCCUCAGUAGAAAGAGGAGGAAUAGUUUCUGUCUUUAGAAAGACAUUUUAUUUUUAUUUUCACCUUAAUUUUAUUGUGAUGGAAACAGACCAAAACAAUUAUCUGCUUGUUUUCCGCCAACAGGCAAAGAUAAAUGUUUUCAUGUUUGGGUAAACUGGUCUGAUACAACCUGUGAGAAAAACACCAGACACAACAGUAGCUUUAGUGCUCGAGUUGGAUUUUUAUUAUUAUUAUUAACCGUUGACACAAAUCAGCAGAGAAACAAGGCGUGAUGACAGACGGGAAACA